This is a messenger RNA of Histoplasma capsulatum G186AR, 1005 nucleotides long. RefSeq names its product serine/threonine-protein kinase bud32. Gene Ontology annotation, molecular function: ATP binding; protein serine/threonine kinase activity. The coding region runs from base 1 to 1005 and encodes 334 amino acids. The record is from RefSeq and is a predicted model, not a curated record. Gene Ontology annotation, cellular component: nucleus; EKC/KEOPS complex; cytosol. Lineage: Eukaryota; Fungi; Ascomycota; Eurotiomycetes; Onygenales; Ajellomycetaceae. The transcript has a single exon. Gene Ontology annotation, biological process: protein phosphorylation.
AUGUCGUCCAGCAGCGCGACAACCACCAGCUAUACCCCUCCCCCCCUCCCCGCGCCCUUCACCAAUUCUCCCGCUACCCUCCUGGCCCAAGGUGCCGAGGGUCGCCUCUACAAAACCAAUUUCCUCACCCCCUCCACCCCCGCCGCCCUCAAAGUCCGCCCCGCAAAACCCUACCGACACCCCGUCCUCGACUGCAGAUUAACCCGCCAACGCAUCCUGCAGGAGGCGCGAUGUUUGGUCAAGUUAUCGCGCGAGGAGGUUCCUGUCCCCGGCGUGCUGGCUUUGGAUGUUGAUGUGUGUGAGGGGGACAAGAUCACGGGUGUUAACGAUAAUUACGAUGAUAACGAUAACAGUAACAGGACCGGAUGGUCUGCAUGGCUGCUGAUGGAGUGGGUGGAGGGCAUUGUUGUCAGGCAGGUGGUUGACCGGUGGGAGAAAUGGCUGAAGUCACGAGAGAAGGCCGUGGGCCCGGCCGACGCGGAACACGACGACAGUGCGGCGGAGAGUAUCAAGAAAGGUGAAGAGGAUAUCUGUGCGCUGUUGCGGAGGAUCGGGCGUGUUGUCGGCGCCAUGCAUAGGGCCGGCAUUGUUCAUGGGGAUUUAACUACGAGCAACCUCAUUCUCAGACCCAUUGCGCCUGUCUCGAAUGCGUUGUCAGAGGAGGACGGGCAGGGUACGGAAGCGUCCGGGCCCAUUAGGCAAAAUGCAGAGUUACAGUCCCCUACCACUACUGCCACUACUACCAAUGUAGGCGAGAAGCCUUCGCUGGAGGGGGAGAUUGUGCUUAUUGAUUUUGGCCUCGCGAGCCAGAGUAUUCAGGAUGAGGAUCGGGCUGUCGACCUAUAUGUGUUGGAACGAGCAUUUGGGAGCUCGCAUCCGAGAACCGAACCUUUUUUUCACGAGGUUCUUAAGGGAUAUGCGGAGAGUUAUAAGACGGCGAAUGUGGUGUUGAAAAAGCUGGAGCAGGUCAGGUUGCGCGGACGGAAGAGGAGUAUGGUCGGGUGA